This is a messenger RNA of Radiomyces spectabilis, 3549 nucleotides long. RefSeq names its product RAVE protein 1 C terminal-domain-containing protein. Gene Ontology annotation, molecular function: protein binding. The coding region runs from base 1 to 3549 and encodes 1182 amino acids. NCBI's taxonomy places the organism in Eukaryota, Fungi, Mucoromycota, Mucoromycetes, Mucorales, Radiomycetaceae. Gene Ontology annotation, biological process: vacuolar acidification. The record is from RefSeq and is a predicted model, not a curated record. The transcript is spliced from 14 exons. Gene Ontology annotation, cellular component: RAVE complex.
AUGCUUGAUGAUGUCAGUGACAGGCGGCGCGAACCUCACAUUGAAUUUUGCGGCCAGCAAGUCUUUGAAUGGUCGGACAUUCCGUCCGCCGUCUCCACCAUCGAUUGGUCUCCGACAAAUACCGCUUCCAUGAUUCUCCGUCAACUUUGCACCAAGGAUGGACAAUUACCGAUACUCACCGUGGCGGUUGGUUCGUCCAUCUUUUUCUAUGGCGUAGAUCAGCCCGACGACGAGUACGCGACCGUCUCAUUAAAGGAGCUGUAUACUUUGGAGACCGGUAUUCGUGGAACGAUAUAUCAGAUACGCGGUGUAUCGAAUUUGCUUGCCCUUGCUUCCUUGUCUUCUGACGGAUCGAAGCAUGAGUUAUCGUUUUGGGCGGAAAUGCGUACCAUGGAACCGCCCGCAUUAUUCACAUCAGUUAUCUUUGAGGACCGUAUUCGUGAUAUGGCAUGGUCCAUGUCUUCCGACGCCCAGUUUUUAUUAGCAGUGGCGUUUUCUUCACAUAUCGCGAUUUAUGGGGAGAAUAGACGGUCAGAUAUCAACCAUGAUGAACCGACAUGGACGUGCUACACUAUCUUUGAAGUGGACAGUCCGGCAGAUAUUGUAGGGGUCACAUGGGCAGACUAUGGUGUGCUAGCUGUCGCCGCUGGCAAUCAAAUCCGUUGCUAUCUUAAAUGGUUAACCGUUAAUGAUAACAUCAAAGGCUCUUUACGGUUGAAUCCGGAAGCAGAGCCCAUGUCCAAUAUCUAUGAUCUCUCGUACGAAAAAAACGGACCUUUGCCUCUCUACCAUCCGUAUCACCUGAUUCACUAUCUCAUGUGGGGAAAAAUGGAACUUAUAACACACGUCUUGUAUUCCUUGUACAAGUUUGUUCGGCAAACGAUUGAUGAAGAAAAUGUGACGGAGCAAGUGCCUCCACUAUCGGUAUCUGCUAUUCUCAAACUACAAAAUGUACAGUCGCAGCAACAGCCGCAUCAAGACUCGUCAGCACUGUUUGAUGACGAUGAUACAAGACUUGAUUUGGAUGAUCUUGGUCACGAUAGUCCACGUGCGUUGACCAGUUCAGAAUCCACUUUUCUCAUGAAACAUCUGAAACAAAAACGAUUAGCUGGAUUGUCCGAACGAGAACAAAUGCAUCUGGUGGCCAUGAUUGAUACCUUUGUGGAGAUCACCGCACACAACGAGGCAUUGGAUGAAAAUGGAGCGCGGUUUACGGCAUUGGUGGAAAAUCAUUUCCACUUGAACCAGAUCCUCCCCGCGGACCAGCGGCAGCCCGAUUUGACCUCGCGUGAUAUUGUAUGGGCACUGCACAGUCAGUCACAAGAUAUGCUUCUCGAACGGUGCAUGAAACUAGGUGGUAAAAACUUGAUGUGGCCAGAUGCCCGGUCGCUCGGCCUGGUCCUAUGGUUACAAAAAAUCGAUGUAGUGCGGGACCUGAUCGCCACCAUUGCUCGAAAUACGUAUUUAGCAAAAGAAGAGUUGAAAGAUCCCGUAGACUGCACGCUGUUUUACUUGGCGUUGAGAAAAAAGAACCUUUUGCAAGGACUGUGGCGAACCGCGAGCCACCACAAGGAACAGUCUGUGAUGCUCAAGUUUCUCGCCAAUGAUUUUUCCGAACCGCGAUGGCAGAAAGCCGCCGUCAAAAAUGCAUUUGUGCUGCUUGGAAGGCAACGAUUCGAGUACGCGGCGUCUUUCUUUCUACUGGCCGACCGUUUAAGGGAUGCUGUCAAUGUGAUACUGAAACAUAUGAAGGACAGUCAAUUGGCCAUUGCUAUCUGUCGUGUAUAUGAAGGCGACCACAGUCCUCUUUUGAAGGAUAUUCUUCAAAACACGGUGUUAUCCGAUGCCAUUGCUGCCAAUGACCGAUGGAUGGUGAGUGCCGCGUUUUGGAUGCUGAAUCGACCUAGCGAUGCUGUGCGUGCUAUUGUACUGCCGCUGUCUCAAUUUGAUGAAUCCGUGGAUACCCAUGAUCAAGCGUCGGUCGCGACCAUCACCGAUCCCAACUUGUUCAUCUUGUAUCAGCACAUGAAGAUUCAUGUUCAGCACCGGAACCAUGUCACGGUGGAUAUUCCUUACGAUGUCGAGUAUAUGUUUUACUUGCAAGUGUCACGAGCCUAUGAACGGUUAGGCUGUCCUCUCUUAGCGUUAUACAUCCUGGACCACUUUUACAUGAAACCGCCAUUGGCCGUAAAAGCAUCGCCACCCAUUACGGAAGAAAAGCCUUCCAGAGCAGCGGAUUUGUCUGCCGAUGAAAAUGACGAACCUUCCAGAGCGGCCAACAAGAAACCCGCCCGAGCGGUCGAUCUAUUUGCGGACGAGGACCCCAAACCGGCGCGAGCGGCGGAUUUGUUUGCCGAUGACGACGUUAAGCCGGCACGAGCGGCGGAUCUGUUUGGUGACAGUGAUGAUGAUUCGAAUAACCUCUUUAGUCGUAGCCGCUCCACGGGCCCUGUGGACCUGUUUGCCGAUUUGGAAACGACGACACCAAUACCGACCUACGAUGAUGACGAUUUAUUCGCCGAUUCUGAUCUCGGUUCGCAGGCAGCUUCUUCAGCAUCGGACGAGGCACCCAUGGAAAAGACAAAAGACGGCUUAUCAUCGUACAAGGCGUUACUGUUGAUGCGCAUGCUCCAGACGGUAUUCCACGCGGCUGCCACUCUUUACCAUACCAUACCCAUGGCGGAAAUCCAUCAAGAGCCCAAGUUUCAGGACGCAUUUUUAACGGAUCGGCAAGAUCUGAUCGAGUUGGGUGAAACGCUGGCGAUUGAUAGAACCAUGUUUUCCCGCCUGCUGAUGGAAAAGACGAUUGAAGUGGACGUUUUCCCGUUUUAUAUGAACAUCCUCGAUCAACACGUGCUAGAUGGUGGCGACGUGGGUUACUUUUUGCAAGCGUUCAAAACCUCGUAUUUCCAAAUCUGCGAACCCGUGCUCAUGCAGCGUGAGCUGACUGAUGUAUUGGCGACUUUUCACAUUUGGAGUCGCCUAAUGACGCAGCAUGAUACAUCGCCGAAAACGGCCCUGAUCGUGAACAACAUUGUAUUAAGCAGUUAUGUGUGCUCGAUUGUUACUACUUUGCAGCAGCGUCACUAUGAGAAAUCGUGGAAGCUGUUGUAUCAUCUACGGGAGCUGAUUGAAGCAGUGCUGGGUGGCGCGAACAAGCAACACGAGAUGGUCCGCCUUUUCACGAAAUUACAAACCCAGGAAACACCCAUGGUUGAAAUGAAUGCGGAAGACUUUGAUGCGUUCUCUGACGACAGCAUGUUUGGAUUUGAUCUCAAUGAAGAGAUAUAUAAACCACUUGUGGAUGCCCGAGACAAAUCUUCCGGAGCCUAUAUCAUGGAAGCGGCCUCGCUUAACCAUACAUUAUCGUUGCUGGAAAGCUGCAUGAAAACCAGCGCCAAAGCCACAGGGAUCAACAGUAAGGCUCUAUCACGUUUUUGUUGCAUGGGUGCUCACUGUUUUGUUGGACAGAUGAACUGGUCGAAUACAUCUGGACAAGCUUGCUGGAUCCGCUGGCGACCCGUGUCCAUUUUAUUAAAUCACUUUUGA